AUGUAUAGACAAAUACUACUGGACCCUACCGACUGUCAGUACCAACUAAUCCUCUGGAGGGAAAAUUCUCUAGAUCAGCUUGAAAUUUAUCAGUUAAAAACUGUUACGUAUGGCACAUCUGCUGCGCCGUAUUUGGCCACGCGUUGCUUAACGAAACUAGCUGAAGAUAGUUGUCGGAAAUAUCCGUCAGCGUCCACAGCGUUAUUAUUAGAAACUUACGUCGACGAUAUAAUGACAGGCGCUAAUACUUUAGAGCAAGCCGCAACUCUUUUGGCAGAUCUCAACGGCUGCUUAGCACAGCACAAUUUGAAUUACCACAAAGAACCAUUCUUAAGAAUUGGAGAUAAUGAUGUGGUGAAAAUGUUAGGUUUGAUUUGGCAUCCCACUGCCGGCACAUUCGCCUAUCAUUUUGACUUUAAACGAACGAACAUAACUACCAAGAGAACAGUGCUUUCGGAUCUUGGAAAAAUAUUUGAUCCCCUCGGCUUAAUUGGACCUGUCGUAGUUCUAGGAAAAAUUUUUAUGCAGCAGUUGUGGAAGCUUAAUAUUUCCUGGGAUCAACCGCUACCCGAAGACUACGAAAAACGAUGGAAAAAUUAUGUCCAGCAACUGGAAAACCUAAACUCGUUACAACAUCCCAGACAUUUAUUGUCAUCAGCGGUAAGCAAAUCGGUACAGCUCCAUUCCUUUUCUGAUAGAAGCGAAGCUGCCUAUGGCGCUUGCUGUUACUUGCGGAGCAUCGAUAUAAACAACAAGGUCACGGUGCAGCUAAUAUGCUCCAAAUCGCGAGUAGCGCCUUCCAAGUCAACAUCAAUUGCCAAAUUAGAGCUUCAAGCAGCUUUACUUAUGACGGAACUGGUUGAACGUCUGCAAGACAUUAUUCCCAUGCCUAUAGAAGAUACAAUUUUCUACACCGACUCUAAAAUCGUGUUGGCUUGGAUAGCAAAGCCUUCAUACACAUGGACGACAUUCGUCGCAAACAGAGUGGCGAAAAUUCAAGAACUUACGCGCAAGGAAGAAUGGAGCUACGUCAGCAGCAAGCAAAAUCCUGCAGACAUCAUCUCACGCGGCGCUCUAUCAGAAGAAUUCAUUAACUCAUCGCUGUGGACUAGCGGUCCAGAAUUUCUACACUCAGCAGCACUGAUUCGGCCCAGGCAACCACAAUCAGAUCAGUUAGACGAGGUUCCUGAACGUCGACCAAAUAAGCUUGCGCUUUUUUCGGCGAACCCAGCACACAGUGACUUGACAACCAAUAUAAGUCAUCGUGAAUCGCUGCAUCGGCUAGAACGCAUUGUCGCUUAUGGCCUACG
This is a messenger RNA of Rhagoletis zephyria (snowberry fruit fly), 1310 nucleotides long. RefSeq lists its product as uncharacterized. NCBI's taxonomy places the organism in Eukaryota, Metazoa, Arthropoda, Insecta, Diptera, Tephritidae. The record is from RefSeq and is a predicted model, not a curated record.